AUGGUACUUUUGCAGUGCGAACUCGUUGAAGAUCGGCGUUCCCUGAUGGCAAAACAGAUAAAACUGCGACGUGAUCAACAACGGCAGAGGAACAACAUGGAUGAUCGGCACAGUUCGGAUAGCACUGGCGAGCAUGACUUAACCGAACCGUCAUCGUCUGAGGUCUCGCCUUCACCACACAUUGCAGCAGAACUCCCACACCCGGUUGCAGUCUAUCCUUGUGCUGUUCCGCCACCGCUCACACCACCUAUUGCCGCUCCGAUUGCUAUGGUAAUGCCGCAACCAGCGGUACAUCUCAUCCCAACAAUGCCGAACCCAUUCAUCUUACCGCUACCGUUCUUCAGUAUCUUCCAUCAACUCGCACAGCAACAGCACUAG
Messenger RNA from Cooperia oncophora, 378 nucleotides. The record is from the annotation of a GenBank genome assembly. Lineage: Eukaryota; Metazoa; Nematoda; Chromadorea; Rhabditida; Trichostrongylidae.